Messenger RNA from Cyclospora cayetanensis, 1245 nucleotides. RefSeq names its product coiled-coil domain-containing protein 8 homolog. The transcript has a single exon. The record is from RefSeq and is a predicted model, not a curated record. The coding region runs from base 1 to 1245 and encodes 414 amino acids. NCBI's taxonomy places the organism in Eukaryota, Apicomplexa, Conoidasida, Eucoccidiorida, Eimeriidae.
AUGGACGUCCAGUCGAAGAUAAAUUGUUCUCUUGAUGAUCUAAUAAAGCUCCAGAGAAAGGCUGCCGGAGGGGGGGGCGCCAAGGGCCCCCGAGGAGCCGCAACGUUCACUCCUCCUCAAAAAGGGUCAGCACCGCAGCGUGUUGUCAGAAAGGGCGGCGGCAUCAUGAAGCAUGUCUCCAAGCAGCGGCAGCUCAAGCAGAGUCCGAGUGCUCAGCAGCAGCAGCAAAGAGGGGCUUUCGAUGGCAGACCGCAGAAGCAGCAGCAACACCAGAAGAGCCGCAACAUGAGCGUUUCCGACAAAAUCGGCUUGCCGCUCGAUGCAUUGGUGGCCUCGCGACAGAAGCAGGUGCAGAAGCAGCCGCUUUCGCAGGAGAAGAAAAGACGCGAUUUGUCUGGCUUAGGGAAGCGGCGUGGGAGUGCGCUGGGAGCCCGUCGCGGUGCCUUCUUGGCAUCCAAGGCAGACGUAAGACGCGGUCGUCUGCAUGCUGCCGUUGCGGCUGCCUCAGCUGCCCGUUCAAAUCAAAGGAGUGCAGCCUCCAAGCUCCUCGCCGCGACCGUCGGCAUGCGGCGCAGAGCUCGCACACCGCACCAGCAGGCCGUCGAGACACUCAAGACUGCUGCAGGCUUCAAGGGCGCCUCCUCGCGUCGCAACAGAAGUGGCAGUUACGCCUCCUACCCCCGGGGAAGUGCAGCUUCGAGGGCGCGACUCACGGCGGCAGCGGGGAGCAGAUGGCAACUGCGCAGACAGUCCACAGCCAUUGCUGCUGCAGGGCCGAGAGCGAAUACUUCCCUGGCUCGAAGGCGACCUUUAGGGGCAGCUGUUGUUACGGCUGCAGCGGCUGCAGCGGCUUCUUCGGCGGCUCGGAGCAGUAGGGGUGGCUUCAGCGCGCCUAGUAGGCUCUAUAGGGCUCCACCGUUCGUGGCGUCGAAGUCAACUACUCCCAUUGAUAGAAGGAGGCCUUCGCCCUCCACCACCACUCCCGUGGCAGCACCAGCAACGGCGGAGGCAGAGCCUUCGUUUGCAGCGGAUUCCGAGCUGCUCGCCAAUAUCAAAAUCAUGGCAACUCUUGAUACAGUCCCGGCUCCUCUCCCGCAGCAGCGAGGCUCGCAUGUGGCGGUUCCUGCGGCGAUGCAGCGGCAGCAGCAGCAGCAAAUGCAGCAAAUGCAGCAGGUGCAGCCCUCUCGAGCUGUCGGUACUGCCGCCGCCGACCAUGGCAGCCUGAGCACCAGAUUUGGGUAUUAG